AGGCUUCCGUUGCCAUACUCAGGGACGUAGGUGGUGGUCAGCCAUAUUGUCUCUGAUACAGCAGAAAUCACACACUGGCACAGACACACCGGCGACGGAGGAAGGCAAGAAGCAUUGGAUUGACGAAACGUAGCCUACUGGGAAACAUUUCGGUCGUUAAAUUGAUCAAGGGGCUAUCCCACCGUGCCCCUGGUGGACCCUCCCCCCAUCCUCAGGCAAACCCCCUUCCCCUCCCCCCAAACUCAUAGUCCUAUUGGGGUCUCUCUUCCCCUUCCUUCCCUCCUCUUCUCCCUCCCCAUCCUCCCUGCACUUCAACCGCCCUUUGCUAUAGUAACAUCUCUCCAUCAUCGCUGCCAAGCUGUCUGACAUGUCAGGACCCGUGCCGAGCCGGGCCCGAGUGUACACUGAAGUCAACACUCACCGGCCCAGGGAGUAUUGGGACUAUGAGUCCCAUGUGGUUGAAUGGGGAAAUCAAGAUGACUUUCAGCUGGUGCGGAAGCUUGGGCGUGGCAAGUACAGUGAAGUCUUUGAGGCAAUCAACAUCACCAAUAAUGAGAAGGUGGUGGUGAAGAUACUCAAGCCCGUGAAGAAAAAGAAAAUCAAGCGUGAGAUUAAGAUUUUGGAGAACCUUCGUGGAGGUCCUAACAUAAUCUCCCUCAUUGAUAUUGUGAAAGACCCUGUAUCCAGGACACCUGCUUUGGUUUUUGAACAUGUCAACAACACAGACUUCAAGCAACUGUACCAGACCCUGACAGACUAUGACAUUCGAUUCUACAUGUACGAGAUCCUCAAGGCCUUGGAUUACUGCCACAGCAUGGGAAUCAUGCAUAGAGAUGUGAAGCCACAUAACGUGAUGAUUGAUCAUGAACACCGAAAGUUGCGCCUUAUUGACUGGGGUCUGGCAGAGUUUUACCACCCAGGACAGGAGUACAACGUCAGAGUUGCUUCCCGCUACUUUAAAGGACCUGAGCUCCUGGUGGACUAUCAGAUGUAUGAUUACAGUCUGGAUAUGUGGAGCCUUGGCUGUAUGUUGGCAAGCAUGAUCUUCAGGAAAGAGCCUUUCUUCCAUGGUCAUGACAAUUAUGAUCAGUUGGUGAGAAUAGCGAAGGUUCUGGGAACUGAAGAUCUCUAUGACUACAUUGACAAGUACAACAUUGAGCUGGAACCUCGCUUCAAUGACAUUCUUGGAAGGCAUUCUCGCAAGCGGUGGGAGCGAUUUGUCCACAGUGAGAACCAGCACCUGGUCAGCCCAGAGGCUCUGGAUUUCCUGGAUAAGUUGCUGCGUUAUGACCACCAGGCCCGGCUGACCGCCCGCGAGGCCAUGGAUCACCCGUACUUCUAUAACAUCAGUGAUUUCUUUAUAUUUGUUCCCACAGUCCACCGUUCCGGUGUGGCGGCCCCGCCCAGCCUGCCCAGUGGAAGCACAGCUGUUAGCACAGCCAGCAUGAUAACUGGUAUCUCUGCCUUACCAGCCUCCACUGCCCUGGGCCCUCUCACUGGCUCACCAGUCCUGUCAGCUGCCACCAAUGCCCUAAGCACCCCGGUGCCCGCUGGCGCCCCACAGUGACACCCCAUCCAAAUCCACGUUUGCCCCCCCCGAUGACCGAUGCCGCUCUGCCAGCUCUCACCACGUCCAACCUAAUUCAGUGUGACUAUGCCUCACCAACCUCCUGGCUGGAGAACAGGAAAAAAACUUUUUUUUUCAUGCCUUUCUCAAACGACUUUGUUAACCUGACAUCGGAAGUAGUUGUCUGUGUAAUUGAAAUAUACAGGUGUUUCUUUCAUUUUCCCACAAGCCGUAGUCAAUACAAAGGGGUGUGUGUGUGUAUGUGCAGUGAGAGCGAGUGCCAUCUUUGGGGUCUCUUCACCCAUGUGUGUUGUAGUUUGAGUAGUGAAGGCACUGGUGAAUAAGUACAUCCUCAUAAGGCAAAGGUAAGAUGUUGGCCAUCAGGACCAAAAGGAGCUCAUCCUGUAUAGUUGACUACUGCAGCAUCAUUGAAAACUAGACCAGAUGAGAACACUUAAUUUACCUCCAGAGAUGAGUCCAAACACCCGCCAGUUCACUGAAGUUUUGAAGUGUUUGGUGCCAGAUGUUGGUGAACACAGUGACACUGAAACACUUUCUCUGAGUAGCGUCUUGCCUUUCUUACCAAACCAGAUCCACCUGUCUUUGAUAAUGCAACUCUUGUCUGGUCAUUUGUCAUUAAUUUAUGUUGAAAUAUUCUGGAGUUCUGGAUGGAUUCUAGUGUUGUAUUAUGAUCUCUCGGAUCUCAGAAGCCAGGUAAGGUUCAUUCAGGUUCUCAAAGAAAUAAUUUCUUAAACAUGCUGCUUUCCAGUUCCUUGAGUUACUUCAAGAAAUAACCAAAGUUUACUCAGUUGGAGGAAGACUGACCAAACCUAGUUGUUACUCAUGGAGAUGCUGUGAUGCAGAUUGAAAAUGUGUGUUCUAGUGAAUAAGAUAACAUGAUAUAACAGUUAUCGAGGUAACAGAAGUGCAGUUAGUGUUGGAGGAAGGUUCAGUUCUGUUAACUGUAGUGACAUGGGUAACCUAUGUAAUAAGUAAUACCAUUUACCGGUUUUCACCAACAUGUUGAGGGAAGUCUGGAAGAUGAAAUGUUGAUUAGCACUUAAAGGGUAACAUUUCUCCCCAGUGUUUUAGUGCCAGAGUUUGAAAGUGUAAGUUUUGGACCCUGCUGUAUAUAUGCAUUUUUUUUUUCAUUUCAAAACCUUAAGAUGCAAAUAAAUCAGAACAAGUAAACUGAAAUGAGAACGGA
Messenger RNA from Monopterus albus (swamp eel), 2774 nucleotides. Its product is annotated as casein kinase II subunit alpha-like. Lineage: Eukaryota; Metazoa; Chordata; Actinopteri; Synbranchiformes; Synbranchidae. The record is from RefSeq and is a predicted model, not a curated record. The transcript is spliced from 13 exons. Gene Ontology annotation, biological process: peptidyl-threonine phosphorylation; peptidyl-serine phosphorylation; regulation of cell cycle. Bases 368 to 1567 code for a protein of 399 amino acids. Gene Ontology annotation, cellular component: nucleus; cytosol; protein kinase CK2 complex. Gene Ontology annotation, molecular function: protein serine/threonine kinase activity; ATP binding.